Messenger RNA from Euleptes europaea (tarantolino), 1411 nucleotides. It is a transcript of the gene YWHAE, whose product is annotated as tyrosine 3-monooxygenase/tryptophan 5-monooxygenase activation protein epsilon. The transcript is spliced from 6 exons. The record is from RefSeq and is a predicted model, not a curated record. Gene Ontology annotation, biological process: signal transduction. Bases 122 to 889 code for a protein of 255 amino acids. NCBI's taxonomy places the organism in Eukaryota, Metazoa, Chordata, Lepidosauria, Squamata, Sphaerodactylidae. Gene Ontology annotation, cellular component: cytoplasm.
ACGAGGCGCCGCCGCCAUCUUUGCCCGGAGAGCAGCGAGCUGAUCGUGGCUGAGCCCCCCCGCCGGACCCAAUCGGUCUCCAUCCGCCCCGCGCAGCCCCCGCCGCCCUCACUCGCCGGACAUGGACGAUCGGGAGGACCUCGUCUAUCAGGCCAAGCUGGCCGAGCAGGCCGAACGCUACGAUGAAAUGGUUGAAUCAAUGAAAAAAGUGGCUGGAAUGGAUGUGGAGUUGACAGUUGAAGAACGAAAUCUGCUGUCUGUUGCAUACAAAAAUGUGAUUGGAGCUAGAAGAGCUUCUUGGAGAAUAAUCAGCAGCAUUGAACAGAAAGAGGAAAACAAGGGUGGAGAAGACAAAUUAAAGAUGAUCCGGGAGUAUCGGCAAAUGGUUGAGACUGAAUUGAAACUAAUCUGUUGUGACAUUCUGGAUGUACUGGACAAACACCUCAUUCCAGCAGCCAACACUGGCGAAUCGAAGGUUUUCUAUUAUAAAAUGAAAGGGGACUACCACAGGUAUCUCGCCGAGUUUGCCACAGGAAAUGACAGAAAGGAAGCCGCUGAGAACAGCCUGGUGGCUUAUAAAGCUGCUAGUGAUAUCGCAAUGACAGAACUUCCUCCUACACAUCCCAUCCGCCUAGGUCUUGCCCUCAACUUCUCUGUUUUCUACUAUGAAAUUCUUAAUUCUCCUGACCGUGCCUGCAGGUUGGCAAAAGCAGCUUUCGAUGAUGCUAUUGCAGAACUGGAUACACUGAGUGAAGAAAGCUAUAAGGAUUCUACACUUAUCAUGCAGUUGUUACGUGAUAAUCUGACACUAUGGACUUCAGACAUGCAGGGUGAUGGUGAAGAACAGAGUAAAGAAGCGCUGCAGGAUGUGGAAGAUGAGAACCAGUGAGACAUAAAGGCCAAUAAGAGAUCCCCCCAUCUCUGUCCCCCUCUCACCUCUCCCCCCCCCCUCGCCCUUCCCAGCCCCUCAGUGUCACUGGGAACCAUCCAAUCGAUUGUUUGCGAUGGCUCUCAGAAUUUAGGUUCCUGCCCUGUUGGUUUUUUUUUUUUUUUUUUUUUUACACAAUUGAAAAUUUCUUUUAAAGGCAAGAGUGAAUGUCUGUGGAUUUUACUGGUGCCAGCGUUCAGUUUCUUCUUUUAAGACACUAACCCGACUGGCUGCGUAGAGGCUUUUUUCCCCGCGUCACUCUGUCGUCUUCUGUCAGGGGUUGAAGGUGACAUCUGGAAGCCAUUAGAAUUCCUAGAGGAGGCUUGUUGUGCCGUGAGGGUGCUCCCGGCGGCAUUUUUUUCCUUUUUUUUAUAAUGGUUUAAACAAUUUUAUACCAGUGUUUAAAAAUUAAUUGGGCGUUUAGCUUGAAGUUACAGGUUGCGUUGAAACAGUUCUUGUAAUGGUUUUUGCUGUAAAAGAUAA